Molecule: messenger RNA, 6916 nt
Organism: Oryza sativa Japonica Group (Japanese rice)
Lineage: Eukaryota; Viridiplantae; Streptophyta; Magnoliopsida; Poales; Poaceae
Cellular component (GO): nucleus
Molecular function (GO): metal ion binding
Source: RefSeq, a predicted model, not a curated record
CUCUAUCUGGUGGGAAUCCCCCACCUGAACCGGUGUACGCGAUCGUCACGACUCCACGAGGCACCCGCGACGACGCAGCCACCGCCGCCGGCCGCGAUCCACACAGAUCCGACCCCACCCAAACGCGUCCAGAUUCCAGCAGCGCAGCCACCCCCACCCAGCCCAGCCGAUCCAGCCGUCGUUGCCGGCCUCGGUAAGCAAAGGAUCUCAUCAAUCCUCACGAUUCCCGCAACCCUAGAGCAUCCCCUUCCCCUUCCCUCGCCUCCAAAUUCGCGAUUCCUUCCCCCACGAGGCCGAAUCCCUAGGGCCGCCAUGGAUCCGCCUCCCCCGUUCGACCACCCGCUCCACCGCCGCCACUACUCCGACCACCACCACUUCCCCCCCGGCGGAAGCGGAGGCAGCGGCGGCGCUGCUUCUGCGGCUGCGCGCUCCAGGUACGAGUACGGCGGCGGCGGCUACGAGUCCCACUCUCACCACCAGUACCACCUCCCUGACCACCACCACCACCACCACCACCACCACCCCCCACCGCGCGUCCAGCACCAUCACCACCACCACCACCAGCAGCUGCCCGCGCCAACGCCGCCCCCGCCGCCGCCGCCUCCCCUGCCGCAGCACCGCCUCGAGCCCCCUCCUCCUCACUACGGCUUCCCUCCCCGCGGCCAUCCCGACGCCUACUCGCCGCCGCCGUACCACGACCCGUCCCCGCACCACCACUACCAUCGCCACGGGGGCGACGACUUCCUCCCCGCCGACGAGAUCCGCCGCGUCGGUGGUGGUCACCACCACCACCAUCACCAUCCGCAGCUGCAACAGCUUCUCCCGUGGGAGGAGGCUGAGGAAGAGAGGCGCCGCUACGGCGGCGCCACCCAGCAGCUCCGACUAUCGCCGUCUGGUCCUCGGAAAAGGCAGCGCUGCGCUGUGCACGACGCCGACGUUGAGAGCACCUCCAGUUCUGGCCCGCCUCCCCGCCGCCAGAGGCAGCAACCCCACCCGGACUAUGCUCUGGAUGAUAGUUUUGUAGAUAGGAACAAUGCCCAUCCUGGUUACAUGGUCCAUGAGGGCUUCUCAAUCCACAGUGAUAGCAAGGUUAGCAGGAAGAUCCAGAUGCCUACGCAGAUGGCACUGCCUGGCUCUCCCCAUGGCACGAGUGCUGGGUAUGCGAGGCGAGCCCCACAGAAGGUUGCCCCUUCUAGAGUGUCUGUGUGGCACCGAAUCGAGGAGAACCCUGCAAUGUAUGAACCGUCUUCUCCGCCGCCGCAUAUGCCUAAGGAGGUGCACGUCUCGCCGUGCAAGUCGAACAAUGUUGCUCCUGCUUCGAAGGAGUUGGCCAGUGUGAUUUCUGUGGAUUGUAGAGGGAAGAGUGCUGAUGGUAAUGAUGGUGAUAGUAAUACAGGAACAAAGAAGAAUCCUGUCAAGAAGAAUGAAAAGGUGUUGGCUUCAGUGCUUGUGAAGCCUCCAAUGGAGCCCAAGGAAAAGGAAGUGGCUGCUAAGAAGAUGCUCAAGAAACCUGAUAAGGUUCAGAAGAAUGCAGUGCAUUCCAAUAUUAGAAGUUUGGUCUCAACUCCCUGCCCUGGUGCUGGUGCGAAGAAAGUGAAGAAGAUAGUUAUAAAAAAGAUUGUUAGGAAGAUCAAUGGGAAAGGUAAUCAAAACAGUACCCCGGUUGUCUCAGAAAAGAGAGAUGGUAUUGAUGCUAAUGCUUGUGAGAAAGAAGAGGGUGAGAUCACUACAUCAUCUUUUGAGAAGGAUGUUAUUUCUGCACAUGAUCCGAUCGCCGUUAGUGACACAGCUGGUUUUGGUAAUGCUGUAAAUGAUCAGAAGCAAAAAAACACCGACUUCACAAAUCCAAGUGGAAGGAAUGCUGCUUCAGCCAAUGGAUCUAUGGAAAUUCCCGAUCCACCAAAUGGUAGUGGGAGUGCACAUCCUGGAAAGGAAGAGGUUCUAAGCCCAAAGAAUCCAGUUGAUAAUAGCAAUGCUUCUUUAGUCGUUGAACCUAUAGAAGUGCUUGAGAAAAGUGGGACUGAGCAUCCUAGGAAGGAGCAUGAUAUGAGCUCUAUUGGUUCAGGUGUAAAUGAUGCUUUUGCAGAUGCGAACAAUCAUACUCAGAAGGAGGUUGGUGAAAUGAAUGUCGCAGUUGCAAUCAAUUCUGUGAGAGUUUCUGAUGCACGGGAAGUUCCUAGGUGUGAUGAUUCCAGCAUGGAAGAGAGCAAAGUACCUAAGGAUGUGGAUGCAAACAUUGCUGUUUGCAUGGAUGGAGUUGCUUCUAAUUGUGAUACAACAGAAGUCUGUGGAAAUGAAGAUGCAAGGAGGGAAUGUGGAAAAAAAUUGAUUGGCAUAAAUGACGAGAAAGCUUUCCUUUUAAACAAUUCUGCCAGAAGUUCUAGUACAUCUGAUACUUGCAUGACUGCUGUAGAGGGUGCUCAGAAAAAAGAGGGUAUAAUUCUCACUGGUUCAAGUGAAAAGAGCAUCGGCUUUUUAGGUGAUUCUGUGGGAACUCAUAGGACAACAGAAUUUGGUGCCAGUAAGGAUGCCCCCAACGAAGGAGAUGACAUGCCAAGCCAUCCUAGUGAAAAGGAUUUUAUGUCAUUGAACUCUUGUGGAGGUCUUAAUUACACAGAAGUUAGUGAAAAGGAGGAUAUCCAGGAGAAAGAGGACAGAGUACCCAUGGAAUCAAUUGUAGCUUGUACUUCUAGUGGAAAUGAGGACAUACAAGUGAAUGAGGGCAGAAAACCCAUGGAGUUAAGUGAAGCUAAUGCUUUUAGUGGAAGCGGGGAUAGCCAAGGUAAAGAGUGUAGAAUACCCAUGGGUUCAAGUGAAACAAAUACAUCUUCCGUGAAUCAUGUGAAUGCUUCUAAUGAAAAGGAUUUCAGCUUGAGUGAGGACACCCAGAAGAAAGAGAGCCACAGGCCCAUAGAAUCAUGUGAAAAUACUACUUUUGAAAUUAUGCACCAUGAAGAAGCUCCUAGUACAGAAGAGGUUAUUACAGGUGUGUCACUUGGGAGAAAGGUGGCCGAAGGCCCAACGAGGUCAAAUGAAAGAUGUUCAGGUGCUAGAGGUAAUUCUGCAACUACUUUAAAGUUUGGUUUAGCUUGUGCAACUGAGGAUAAUCAGAUGGAAGAUUUGCUCAACAAUAGAACUGCUUUAAAUGAAACAGAUGAUCCUCUUGAUGCUGAGGAUUCCCCUGUGUUUGUUCCUCCAUCUUCCAGAAAUGUAGAAAGUACAUAUGCAUCGCCAUUAUAUGAUCCUAUGGAGGAUUCUACCAGUGAUGGUAUUUUGAAUAUUGGUUUGGGAAGGAACACUACAUCUAAGGCAGCAGAACUUUUGGAUCUUCAUAGAGACCAUAUUUCUUCUGAGAAUGAUUCUUUGAUACAUUCCCGGGGCACUUCAUCUGUAUCUGGUAACCGUGAGCAGUCUGUCCCUACAGCUUUGACACUUGGUAGCAAUAUCUAUUUUAGUAGUGCGGAAACUGAUGAUCGGCCUGAGGAAAGACAUGAGCUAGUAGUGGAAGGUCAGCAAGGAUUAACUGUUGAGACAACAAGCAAACUUGAUAGCCCUGGCAAAAUAGAAGUCCUGAAUGGUGCGGGCUUCAUCAGUACAGGUAUUCAAAAUUGGCUGAGUUUACCUCCAUCAAUCAACAGCAUGGAGAUGUCUGGGCAAUUUCUGAAUAAUGGUUUUACUGUUAGUAAGGGUAGGCUAGGUUUAGACCAGAGUAUGGAUGAUGCUACUUCAGUGAGUCAGGAUCAUGAUAUUGCACAAGAUAUGGACCAGCGUGGAAGUGAGGAUGCUUUCUUUAGUCAGGAUCACAGCAUUAGGUUAUGUGGUAGCAAUUUGCCUCAUUCACAUUUGUUGGCACCCAAAGAGAGCAGCAUGAAUGGUGAGGAUCAGAGUGGCAUUGUUCUCACAGGUUUGCACCCUAGUAGUUCAGUAAAUGUUUUAGGUCACUAUGGUUACCAAACAGAUGAUAUUCCUGUGGAUAACCUGAAUAAGCUUCCCUCAGCUUUAGAAUCUUCUGAUGCUAUGGAUGCAGAUCAAGUUUCUUCUCAGGUAUGCGUUAAUCCAGAUCACACCAAUGACAGUAAUACUGAGAAUGCUGGGGUUGAGUCAAAUGCAAAGCAGGAUCUGUUGUCUUCUUGGAUUGAAGCCAUUGUAUCAGAGGCUAAAAAGGAACACCCACCAUGCAAGUCCACUCCGCUCACUGUUGGCUUGCCAGAUAAGUUAUUAGAACCAAAGGACAGCGACAGGAAAACAUUACUGGAAACAGUGGUGCCUUCUGCAGUAAAAUCUCCUCAGAUAAAUUUUGCAAGCUCAACACUCCAAAAGGUAGCUCCUAAACAAGUAACAUUGCCUAGUUCAUCCCGAGAACCCACUCGAGCAAAUCAAAAUGCAAGGCACAGGACUUGGCAUCGUGGCAACAUAGCAUCUUCUAGUUCAUCUUUGCAUGCUUCACAGCCUUUAGGAUUACCCCCAAAAUUACCACCCAAGAAGAAUGACAAAGCUCAAAACUCUUAUAUACGGAAAGGUAAUGCUCUUAUUAGAAAUCCAUCAAAUGGUAAUCAUCCUCAUUCUUCUACAGGUCACGAUACUCAAAAUAAGUUGAAUAAACCUGUGGUAAGGAGAAGCAUGAACUUUGUAAGGAAAGCUGAUACGAAAGACUUAGCAAAUUCUAACAUCUCAGUUGAAAGACCCAAGACCCCUCCUUUACCACUUCACACAAAAUCCAGCUGCCCUACAACCCUUUUGGAGCCAUUGUCUCAAACUUUGCAGAAACAGCAUGGUCAUGAAGCUGAAAAGGAGGAUCUCACUGGGCAGCCAAAGUCAGGCGUUGAUAACUCAAGCAUCAAAAGUGCACAAAAAUCUGAACCCUCGGAUCCUAGUAAAGUGGUUUAUGUUAGGCCCAAAUCAAACCAACUGGUUGCUGCACAGAGGCAACACCCUAUUGAUUUAGUCAACAGUCCCACAGAUAAGAUUCUGUCUCUGCAGGCACCCAUAGCAUAUGAUCUCUAUUUAAAGAAAAGGAAAAAUCAAAUUGUUUUGAGUUCCUGCUCCCCUUCUGAUGGUCUGAGUACCAAAGAAACGUUACCUGCUGAGAAUUCAAAUUCAGAAGAGAAGAAAGAUCUAAUGAUUGCAUGCUCUAUCAGUGGUAUCCCUGGGGUAAAGGACAGACCACAAAAAGCUCUUCAGACAACAAAUAAUGUGGGGCGUUUCUCUCAUGUGUGGACACUCAAUGGGCAACAGCCACAGAGGAAAGGUUUUAUGGGCAGUAGUCAUAUGAAUGCCUUCCCACGUAUACUUCCAUGGAAAAGAAAAAUAUUCUGCAAGAAUUUUAGAAGCAGUCACAUGUCGAAUGUGAGCUCCAUACGAAUUGUCAGAAAAUUGCUGCAAACAAGGAAGAGAGAUAUGAUUUAUACUGUCUCAACUGAUGGGUUCUCUCUACGGAAAUCUGGUGUGUUAAGUGUUGGUGGAUCAAGUUUGAAAUGGUCAAGAUCCCUUGAGAAGCGUUCUCAAAAGGUCAACAAGGAAGCUACAUUGGCACUCGCUGAAGUUGAAAGAAGGAAAAGGGAGAAACGGAAGCGGCAGUCUCUCCAUGAUAAGGGAGGUAAUGAUCAUCAAUUUGAAUCUGUCACUGGCAAUCAAUUAAGAAACAGCCGCCAAUCGUCUUCCGAUUUGAGAAAGCCAUCGACUUGCAAUGAAUAUGUGCGCGUUAGCAAAGGUAACCAACUGGUUAGAAAUCCGAAGAAUGUAAUCCGCAUGCUAGCAAGUGACAAAGUUCGAUGGAGUUUGCACACUGUGAGAUCACGCCUAGCAAAGAAACAACAGUACUGCCAAUUCUUCACUCGGUUUGGCGAGUGCAAAAAACCCAGGGGCAAAUGCCCUUAUAUUCAUGACCGAGCUAAAGUGACUAUAUGUACUAAAUUUCUUAAAGGAUUGUGUUCUAAUACUAGUUGCAAACUGACUCACAAGGUCCUUCCAGAAAGAAUGCCAGAUUGUUCUUAUUUUCUGAGAGGACUCUGUACCAACAUAGCCUGCCCCUAUAGGCAUGUGAAAGUGAACUUGAAUGCUCCUGUUUGUGAAGACUUCUUAAAAGGAUAUUGUGCAUAUGGUGACGAGUGUCAUAAAAAGCACAGCUAUGUAUGUCCUGUCUUCGAGGCAACUGGAGAGUGCCCACAAGGAUCUAGAUGCAAACUUCAUCACCCUAAGAGCAAAGUCAAAUCCAAGAGCAGAAGACCAGAUUUCUUGCAAAACAGUAGUUGGGGCCGGUAUUUUGAUGCCAGCAUUGACCAUCAAGAUGAGACAAGGAAAGUUUCUUUAGACGAAGACGAGAGAGAGAAACCUCAACGUGUUUUCACUGAUGGGGAUUUGGGCUUUAUCAGCUUGGAUGAUGAUGCGGAUGAAGAUGUUACAGCUUUAGAUGCGUCAGAUGAUAUACCGCUGAUGGAAUUGGACUCGGGGGAUUUAAGUGUGCAGACUGAUAAUCUUGAUGCACUAAUCAAGCCACUUCGGAUCAUGAGAACAGCAAGAGUUUGAUAGCUAAUGCAGUUAGAGGGGAUAUCAGAUUUUCAACGCGAAGACUUACCAUCUCAACGAACUAAUCUAGCCGCUUUGGAUCAUGGUGACAGCAGGAGUUUGACAGGUUCUUUGAUUGACCGAGACAGACCAAACUUGAUACAACAGGAUAGGUGCAGUGUUCGAGACAACCGUAUAUAUAUAGGGAAGGAAAACAAGUUUCGUUUUCUUCAUUGUUUUUCUACCCUUAUUCGGAAGUUCCAUUUUUGUUUGUCAUGUACAUAUAGUUAUUUUUCUUAUGUUUUAGGUUACCUAUAUUACAUGCCAACAUCACACAGAGUUAAGUGUAACGAACAAUCAUUUACAUUGCAGAAGAAAGAAAUGGCAAUUUAUUUAGAAUUGCAUUGUGCAA